This is a messenger RNA of Danaus plexippus (monarch butterfly), 3071 nucleotides long. RefSeq lists its product as uncharacterized. Gene Ontology annotation, molecular function: mRNA regulatory element binding translation repressor activity. The record is from RefSeq and is a predicted model, not a curated record. Gene Ontology annotation, cellular component: cytoplasm. Gene Ontology annotation, biological process: negative regulation of translational initiation. Lineage: Eukaryota; Metazoa; Arthropoda; Insecta; Lepidoptera; Nymphalidae. The transcript has 9 exons. Bases 507 to 1544 code for a protein of 345 amino acids.
UUGGCUUUAACUAAAUUAACAAGAGUAUGAAUCUUUCAGUUAGGAUAAAUUCAAUAGAAUUCAAAUAAAAUUAAUCAAAGAUCCAAAACACACAAAAAGGGCCGGCAUUUCAACGAUACGAAGUUGGUCUAUUGUCGAUGCGAGCACGCACUCGGUUCAGACCAGUCGCCAUUUACGAUUUCAUGCCACGGAGUACAAUAGUUUGCUUGGAAGUGUUUAAAUAGGUUAUAGUGGCAAUAAUUCAAAAAAAAAAAACUGUGCAACGAAAAACGCAAUAAUAUUUGGAGAAACUAUAAGAUUGAUUAUAUACUGUAAGCGCAUGAUAAGUGCGUAUUAUGAAAAAUUAAGACCGAAAUGCUCAGUAACAGACCACGAUAUAAUAUCCUUAUGAAAAUAGUGCCUGAAAUUAUAAUUAAGUAUCAAUAAAUAUAUUUAUCGAGAUAAAAAUAACGAGUGUACGUUAAGUGUUUUUAUUUGAUGAUAGCAAAGUUACAUUGAUUACAAGCAUGAAAAUACCUGAAAAUCCAUACUACGGGAACAAUGAGACCACUCAGUGGCAGCCAAAUGGAGUGAUCAUAGACAGCGGGGUCGGCGGCGGCGUCGUGGGUAGCGGCGACGCGGGAGCCCGACCCGUUUACCCCGUACACAUACCGCGACAUAUACCCGGUGGUUACGUGAUGACGGGCGCGUACUACCCGCCGUACGCGGCGCCGCCUCCAGUACCUGACAAUUUUGAAGACUAUAUGUGGAUGGAGAAUGAGGAGGAGUUCGAUAAACAGGUUAUGCAGCAGUUGGAAGAAGAGGCACUUAUGGAGCAAUGUAUAGAAGCUAUGUUAGAAGACGAACAGAGAGAACGGCAUAGAACUGUCUCCAACGGACACUGUGCAACAACAAGUAGUGGUUCGUGUAACCUGUCCCUGGAGGAGACGAUCUCCAGGUCCACACUGAACCCACUGGCCGCUGAGUUUGUGCCCAGUAGGAUAUCACAGACCAACACACAAACAGAAGAAAAACAAGAAAAUCCAGAAUUAAGACAAGAAGAUAAAACAGAAGAAGAAAAAGUUGAAGAAGUUGAGGCUGUAGUGGAUAAUGUUAUAGAAAAUAAAGAAGAAGCGAAGCAACAGCAACCGGCAGACGCGCAACCAGAUAAUCCACCGGAAGUUACGGAAGAGAAGAAAUCAAAACCGGAAGUGAAGUCGAAAACGAAAAAUGUAUCUAAAUCUGACACAAAGGUCGCUGUCAAGAGAACGGCUAAGAAUGAACGGGCAGAGGAGAACUUAGCUGAUGUAAAGUCAGCAACAGAGGACACCGGUUUCAAACCAAUAAACUACGCGGCGGCGGCGAAAGCCAACAAACCUAAGAAACCAGAGCAGGACAAACCCAAAUCCGACAAACCAGCAGAGAAACCGAAAUCUGAGAAACCAGCGGAGAAACCGAAAUCUGAGAAACCAGUGAAACUAGCCGAUAAGGAUAAGAAACCGCUGAAAGAGAAACCAAAGGUCAAAACAGACAAACCGGUUCAAAGGAAGAACUCUGCUAAAUAAAUAAUAUAUAUAUAUAAUACAUUUAUAUAGUAAAUACUAAAUAAUUUGAAGGGUUAUCAACAUUAUGCCUUUAUAGCGGUCUCAUAUAUAUAAGACAGGCGUACAUAUGUAUUAUAUAUAUAUAUAUAUGUGAAGAUAACUAACACAUGAAAUACUAUGGAUAUAUCUGUGUGUCCGUAUGUUUGAGAUCGCUGGAAAUCAUGUUUAAUUGUGAUAGAUAGUAUGCAUUCUAUUGAAGAAAAAAAAAUUUAAAAAAAAGAUGUAAAAAAACCUAUAAAUAAAAUAAUUAUAACAUAGUUAUUAUAGAGCUAGAUAUACUGGAUGUAAUGUUAUACAAAAGAUUAGAGGGUAGUUGGCAUAGGAAUGUUUAUCUGGCUUGUGAUUGGUCGAUUUUGUGUAUGACGUGACAAUGGACCAAUCACGGCGCGGCGCUAGUUUAAUGAAAAACCAGAUGUGAUCUCGCCUACGAUCGGUUGCUUCAUCUCGCUAUGAAGGACUUAUUUGUUUGGUUUUCGCGAGUUGAUAUGAUAGUUGGAAAUCGCAAGAUACCUCCGAUUGGUUGUUCAAACAAGUGACGUCAUGAUGGACCAAUCAGGUGAGUUCUUUGGACAUUAUACAGUAGAACUUACAUAUAUGACGUCAUAACGGACCAGUCACAGCGCUGUAAGGAUUAAGGAAUUGUACUAGAAAAAUAGGACUUGUGAUUGGUCGAUUUUAUGUAUGACGUGAUUGCUGACCAAUCACGCAGCCGUCGUUUAUGAUGGACUUGCAUUUCGUUUACAGCCUCAAAUAAUGUAUAAUUAAAUAUGAUUCAUAAUAAAAAUUUUAAUUAAUUAAAUCCAAUGAUAUACACAUAAUGAUAAUAAUUAUUAAAAAAUAAGCGUGUUUAUUAUUAUUAUUAUUCAGCUAAUAUGUAGAUAAUUAAUGUAAAUUGAGUGACAAAAUAUUGCACGUAAUUUUGAGGGUAUUUUUGUUUAGUAUAAGAUAAAUUUAGUGUUGCAUCAACGGUGGCAUUGAAAACUACCAAAAAAAAAAAAAAAGAAAUGGUAGAUUUCUGUUGACGUUUGGUAGAUUUUAUUGAAGUUAUUACCUGUAAUUUUAUAAUAAUAGUGAAUUAGUUUUAAAUAGUUACUCAUCACUGCCUUCAUAUAUCGGGAGUUGAAAAAUUUUAUGUAACAAAAAAAAUAUAUAUAUAUGUGCUUGUGGCAGUAUAGACCUAUAGACCUUUUUUUUGAAUAAAUUUCACCCAAAAUUUAUGUUAUGUUUUUCAUCGCACGGUUUUUUAUAUAUAAUAAGUCAAUUAAUAAUUAGAUUAGACGAUUUAAAUUGUAAUAUAUAUAAGACAUUGGCUGAAUGACACUGUACAAAACACGACUGUGUGUCCCUAACGUGUCGCUGGCUGUUUAUAUUUUGGCGGGAAUUUUUUUUUUUCAUUAUGUUGGUAAUAUUUGCUACCGUGCGAUGUUUACCGGUAAAAAGUUUGUGAAGCCUUGUUUAUAGACAAUUUAAUAUAUGUAAAAUACAGGC